Molecule: messenger RNA, 2887 nt
Organism: Triticum urartu
Lineage: Eukaryota; Viridiplantae; Streptophyta; Magnoliopsida; Poales; Poaceae
Source: RefSeq, a predicted model, not a curated record
UAUUGUUAGUAAUAAAACGUAGGUGUUGCAGACACCAUCCACUCAUUGCUUCAAAGGUGAGUCAGCAACUCACCAACUCCAAUCCAACUUCCCUCAGAAACAAUCUUUCUAUACCUGAAUCCACUCACCUGUUCGUCAUAUUAGUAUCUCAAACAACACUGGCACCGAGGCAAAAAUAUGAAGCUGUUGGCAACCAUGAAGUUUUGAGUCCCAGUAGAAGCCUGAACUCUCUACAGGUCUAUAAAGUUCUUGGUAAAAUAGGACCAACGCCAUGUACUGAGCUAGUUCUGACAGAUUGGUGAGAAAUUUCUUCUGAAUUUAUGCAAGAGAGAGCAAACACAAGUAGUCCAUCGUUCUGAUUACCGUCAAGGAGAACAGCACCACACCAGCAACAUGGACUGGGUGGAACAAUUUAACAUUUCUGACCUGAAAGGACCAAAGAAUCCGCCAACAUCUGGUCCACUGAGUUUCACCAGCAGACAGCUCCCUCGAGAUUACUACGAUGUUAAAUCAAUGAAGGUAAAGCUUAUCUGCAACUUCGGUGGCACUUUCUUGCCAAGGCCAAGCGACGGCGAGCUCCGGUACAUCGGUGGUGACAGGCAUCUGAUGAAAAUUAGCCGGGACAUUUCUUGGCAAGAGUUGGUCAGCAAGACAACAAGGCUAAUAAGGAGAGCCCACACAAUAAAGUACCACCUACCAGGGGAGCAACUGAGCAUGCUCAUCUCCAUCACCUCCGAUGAUGACCUCCGGCAUAUGAUUGAUGAGUGCAUUGUGCUAGAGGAAAACAGAGAAAUGAUCAACAUGUACCUCUUCUCUCGCAAGGACGAUGAGCGCCACAUGCGUUUCGUGGUACAAGGCUCAUCCGAUGCCGAGAAAGAGGCGCAGUUCAUCGCUCUUGUCAAUGGGAUCAUCACCACACCAGGUUAUGAGCCGAGAGCACACAGCAUCGGUAGAUCCUCGGCCAAUGACCUGGACCAGCUGAUGUUUGGCAUCGGUGUGGAAGCAGGGCCGCCGGCAGGCAGAACAGAGGAAGCUUCAGUGCCCAUCAAAAGCAAGCCCUUGCAGAGUAUCGCGGUACCGCCAGUGAUAGCAGGUGGUCAGCUGGAGAGGACUCCCCCAAGUACCCAGAGACGGAUAAUCAACCAGUAUUAUAAGGCACAAGGUAACGAAGAUAGCAUGAUCUCUGCAGCCAGAAAGACUAGUAAAGCUUCCCCUGGUGCAUCUGCGCCUUCUGAAUCCACGGUGCAGCAUCAACAGACUACCACAGACACUUACAGAACUACUGGGGCACAGGAAAAAAUAUCACCAAGGAAACAGCUUCAGAUACCAUUGGACAACAGUAGUGUGACGACGCAGCCAUCAAAUUCACUAAGGAAGAACACUAAUUUCCAGCCGCACAACAGGAUGGAGAUAUCUGAACCUAGUCAUGAAUCCACUAGUCCUGGCGGCAACGUCAGUGCAAACUUGCAGUAUCCGGAGAGGUCAGUUCCAACCAACAGCAUCCAGAAGAACCAACCUGCAGGUCCUGCAACAUCGGUACUUCCUUUUGCUUCUACACCUUUAGACAAAAGGAUAAAUCUGCAACCAAAUACUCUUGUACGUGCUUCGAGUGAUACAAUACAAGAACGACCCAGCAGUCCAACAACAGAUGAGCAUUCAUCAGAAAUCACUCGAUUUCGCUCGGUUGGCACUGGCAUCAUUAAUCCUCAAAUCAGAGCUCCAUUGCAUGAAGCUGAAGAAAAUGCUGCACCAUCAAUCCCAGAGGCUGAGCUACGUGAAACCAAGAGCAGUGAAAAAUCUCUGCCUGCAAAUGCAGUGUUGGGCAGAGAUCUUAUGAGUAAUGUCCAGAUAAUAAGCAACGAUGACCUCGAAGAUCUCCGUGAGAUGGGUGCCGGAGCAUUUGGAACUGUUUUUCAUGGAAAAUGGAGGGGAACAGAUGUUGCCAUUAAACGGAUAAACAACAGCUGUUUUUCAUACCAAUCAUCACAGGCAGAUAAACUGAUAACAGAAUUUUGGAGAGAGGCUGCUAUCAUCUCAAAACUUCACCAUCCGAAUAUUCUGGCACUUUACGGGGUUGUGAAUAAUGGGCCAGGGGGGACAUUAGCUACUGUAACAGAAUUCAUGGUCAAUGGAUCUCUGAAGAAAGUACUCAGUCGCAAGGACAAAUAUCUCGAUUGGCGCAAGAGGGUACUUGUUGCAAUGGAUGCCGCCAUUGGAAUGGAAUAUUUGCACUCCAAGGACAUUGUCCAUUUCGAUCUGAAAUGCGAUAACUUGCUAGUGAAUGUUAAGGAUCCCUCUCGUCCCAUAUGCAAGGUUGCCGAUUUUGGUUUAUCAAAGAUGAAACAAGCCACCAUGGUUUCUGGUGGAAUGAGAGGAACUCUUCCAUGGAUGGCCCCAGAAUUGUUGACAAUGAGUGGCACAAAAGUAUCUGAAAAGGUCGAUGUCUAUUCUUUUGGCGUUGUGAUGUGGGAAAUUCUCACUGGUGAGGAUCCAUAUGAUGGCAUGCACUAUGGAGGAGUUAUAGGGGGUAUUUUGAGUGACACACUGAGGCCGCCAGUGCCCACUUCAUGUAACCCGGAAUGGAGGAAACUCAUGGAGCAAUGCUGGUCAACUGAGCCUGAGCGAAGACCUUCAUUUACUGAAGUCGCAACUUGUCUUCGUUCUAUGCUGCAAGCGCAAAAAUGAAUCUCAGUUAAUAUGCAAGAACUGAAGAACACCUCUCUAUGCAUGCUUGUGUGUGUGUCUAUAUAUAUCCUUCUUGCACAUGAUCUAGACAAACAUGAAUAUUUGUUUGAGUUUCAUAUCUGUUUUGUUUUGAGAAAAGUGUAUAUUGUUGGUCCCUCAAGUUUACAAGUAGACAUUGGAUCCCUCAUCUUUUUUCCGUCGA